Molecule: messenger RNA, 1909 nt
Organism: Myotis brandtii (Brandt's bat)
Lineage: Eukaryota; Metazoa; Chordata; Mammalia; Chiroptera; Vespertilionidae
Gene: INSM2
Product: insulinoma-associated 2
Exons: 2
Coding region: 1-1191 (396 amino acids)
Biological process (GO): negative regulation of transcription by RNA polymerase II; regulation of cell cycle process; neuron differentiation
Cellular component (GO): nucleus; transcription repressor complex
Molecular function (GO): RNA polymerase II cis-regulatory region sequence-specific DNA binding; DNA-binding transcription repressor activity, RNA polymerase II-specific
Source: RefSeq, a predicted model, not a curated record
AUGCCGAGGGGCUUCCUGGUGAAGCGAACUAAACGGACAGGCGGCGCGUACCGAGUGCGCCUAGCCCACCUGAAGCGUCCCGCCACUGGCGAACGCCGCGCCAAGGCGCCUCCGGGCUGCGUGUCUGGGCUUGCGGCCGCAGGAGUCAAGAAGCCAAAGGCCAUGAGGAAGUUGAGCUUCGCUGAUGAAGUGACCACAUCGCCGGUCCUAGGCCUGAAGAUUAAGGAGGAGGAGCCCGGAGCCCCGUCCCGAGGCCUGGGGGGCAGCCGCACGCCGCUGGGGGAGUUCAUCUGCCAGCUGUGCAAGGAACAGUACGCGGACCCCUUCGCGCUGGCGCAGCACCGCUGCUCCCGCAUCGUUCGCGUUGAGUACCGCUGCCCCGAGUGCGAUAAGGUCUUCAGCUGCCCGGCGAACCUCGCCUCCCAUCGCCGCUGGCACAAGCCGCGUCCCGCAGUGGCAAACGCCGCCACAGUCUCCUCGAUUGACGCGAAGCUUCCUCCUUCGUCCUCCCCGGAUUCCGGGGCUGUUGCUUCUUUUCUGGCGGAGGGGAAGGAGAACAGCCGGGCAGAGCAGACGGAAAAUCAGCACCUGCAGGCCAGGGACAGCUCCGGGGUGGAGCCGCGCCCAGACGGCGCCCCAUCCCAGAGCCUCCAGGUGUUGUCCCACCUCGAGGCACCCCUGCCUCGGGUCCCCUACACGGAAGGGGUACUGGGGCGUCGACUGCCUGGGCCGGGCAGUGCCAGUGGUGCCGGGGGACCCGAGAUCUUCGUGUGCCCCUAUUGCCACAAAAAGUUCCGUCGCCAAGCCUAUCUGCGCAAGCAUCUGGGCACUCACGAGGCGGGUUCGGCCCGCGCGCUUGCCCCCGGCUUUGGCUCCGAACGCGGGGUCCCACUGGCCUUCAGUUGCCCACUGUGCGGGGCGCACUUCCCGUCCGCAGACAUCAGGGACAAGCACCGGCUGUGGCACGCUGUCCGGGAGGAGCUGCUCCUGCCAGCUUUGGCUGGGGCAGCCCCGGAAGCUCCGAGCCCAGGAGGGGCAUCCGACGGGAGUGCUCAGCAGAUUUUCUCGUGCAAGCACUGCCCGUCCACUUUCUUUAGCUCCCCGGGGCUGACUCGGCACAUCAAUAAGUGCCACCCCUCCGAGAGUCGGCAGGUGCUGCUGCUGCAGAUGCCAUUGCGGCCAGGCUGUUGAGGGCCCGGAGAUCGGAGAGUUUGCGAGGUUGGCCCCUGAGGAAACAGAUCAUGGGAAUUUCUGUAGGGCUCUCUUCAACUUGCAAGUUUACCUCAUGUUCUUCCUGUAUGUUCUCUCCUAAAAGUCUCAGUAGUCGUUCUGACAUCGGAGCGGACAGCAAAAUGUAAAAUCCCUUUCCAGAGCAGGUUAUGUAUAUGGAUGGUUAUAAACAUUCGAGGCCAAGGACUGCCAGCUUUAAAUCCUUCUCUUUCCCCAUGAAAAUAGGAUCCCCCUCGCCUCCCAAACUCUGAAGGUCCUAAUGAAUCCCAUAUGACUUGUAAUUCCUAUGGAAAGUCGCAGUGAAUGCGUGCAUGUCUCAAUGUCUACAGUCAUUUUUUUUUCCUGUUGUCAUCGCAGGCACCUAUUUAGUUUCUGUUUCAAUAGGGUCAGAUAUCUUGCAUUGUAUAUUCUGUGAAUUAAAAGUUGUGACUGGUGCCAAACUUUUGGGGUGGGGGGAGAUUCAAGACCUGUGUCUGUAGGUAGGAAAUAGGAUAUUUUUUGCUUUGGGGGAUGUGGGGGUCUCCCUGUAAGCUUUCCUUUUCUCAGUAUUAGUCUACUUUUAAGUUAGUGUUUGGAGGUGGGGAGUGAGCUACUUGACAGGAAGCAGCUGACAUAUCCCCAAGAUUCUCACCUUUAGCUAUUUUGUGUGUAGUAGGCAGGAAGAGAUACUUUAAACCGG